Molecule: messenger RNA, 2679 nt
Organism: Zasmidium cellare ATCC 36951
Lineage: Eukaryota; Fungi; Ascomycota; Dothideomycetes; Mycosphaerellales; Mycosphaerellaceae
Exons: 1
Coding region: 1-2679 (892 amino acids)
Source: RefSeq, a predicted model, not a curated record
AUGGACUUCUGGAACCGACUGAUUGGCUCGACACUCCAACCCAAGAAACAGCCCGCACGACCAGCCGCGCAUGACCCCCAAGCUCGGCUGGCGCGCUUCAAACGCGUCUACCACAGCAUUCACGAAUUAUCGAACAAACCACGAAAUGUCGACAACGAAGAGCCUUUGCUCAACAGCCUCGAUGCUCAUAUCAACAGGAUUGCGACCCUGCUAAGGGAGGAGACGAGAGCGCCUGCUCCGCAUCUAUGCAUCCAAUUCGCCGGCUCGAACCACAUCUAUGCCUUCAUCGGGCGAGCAGCGACGAUCAGCUCAUACGAACCCAUUAUCCGGUCGAGCAUAGCGGUUUUCGCCGCAUUGGUGGACAGUGAAGAGGAGAACUUCUUGGAGAAUGGAAACUUUGCUAAGAGCUUGAUGAGAUUGGUGCGCAAGGUGUUGGAGUCUGGAGGGGUCUUGAUUGAUACCGAAACGGAGACAUCCAUUCUGGAAUUGUUGUUUACAAUAUCUGCCAAGAUACGGUUACAGCCGGAGAUAUUGCCAGUCUGGUUUCAGAGCACGGCUAAGCCCGAGUUGGAAGAUGUCUUCGUCAAGGAGAAAAAGAGCUUCGUUGGCAUCACACAGAAGGAUGACUUUCCUCUUUGUUAUCUGAUGAUCGAUAGAGUGCAUCAUGAAGGACGAAUAGGCGACUUUGCCCGGACUGGACUUCUGUACAUCUACGAAUCUACAGGACGCUCUCUUGCACUUGAGGAAUGGGUCGUCUCCAGCGAUUUGCCAACUCUGAUGGCCUCUGGACUCGGCGCACUGUACAGUCAACUUUCCCGCGAACUGAGCAUUCUGCAUCCUGAUGCUACCCUACCUGCUGUCCUCGCAAUGAGUGACUAUAGCACUACACACCCAAGAGCGACGGCCGAAAGCGCCUUUUCCGAAAGGCACAAGUCUCACAUUGCGACGUUCCUUCACUACCUGCAUUUCUGGCAAGAUGUGCUAGAUCACUGCAAAAGCGCGGACGUCAAACAGACCCUUCUGGACCACUUUCAAAUCUUGUUUCUCCAACAGCUCCUCUACCCAUCUCUACUUCAAUCCAGUGAUACUGAUGCAGGAAGCUCAAUCGCUGUCUUGACAUACAUGACCGUCAUGUUGGAGUCACUUGAAUACCCGGACCUCAUACACAUGAUGUUGACGUAUCUCUUGGCGAUUCAAGAGGACCAGCAUCUUACAGUGCCUUCCGCGCCCGAAACGCCAGUGAGGACUGACGUGCCGCCACGUUCACCUACUUCUGUGAAACGUCGGCAAAGUCUGAUGCUGCUCAGCACACCCAAGAAUCCGGACGAUGCCGUCGACCCAAGACUGUUCAACCUUGUCGAUCUGAUACUCAACAACGUGAGCUCGCGGAACAGUCAGGCUGUAUUUGCUGCCUUGAAACUUAUCUCUGCGGUCCUCACACGUCAGAAGACGUAUGCCUUUGGUACGCUACUCAAAGUGCAGAGGAAUAAAGGAGGCCUGGCCAGCAGGACUAUUGGUGCUCUCGAGGAGGAGCUUGAGGCAUAUUCUGAGCUGGCCGUCUCACUGCACCGUGGAUACGCCCUUGAAAGCGCCUAUCAAGGCCUCUGCGAGGAUACUCGCUUCUGCAUUGAGGCCCAAGUGCAACUCAAAGCUGCCUCGACUGGCGCCAACAGUCUCGAAGAGUAUGCAGGCGCUCCAGAGUAUCUACUUCUGGACACGGAUCCCCUCGUACGGACUUUGCUGGGUCUCUUGUCAACUUUCUUCACGAACAGCGUCGACGUCAACUUGGCGCUUUCCCAGGCAAUCAUAUCGAUAGCGCAAUGCAUUGAGCUCCGGCUUGAAGGCUUUCUUGCAUUGGCUUCUGCAGCUUACCAGUUUGCUGAAGAUGCUUCCGGGCCGACGAGGCCAUGGCAAGCCUACCUGGACGAAGAGGAGAAAGCUGGAUGGUCGUCCAUACAGCAAGCCGCUAGGCGGCCAAUCUGGCCUGAGGACAACGCGCCUUUGCUGCACGUAGCUCUCAGAGCUCUCACGCAAGAGCUCGAGCAUGUGCGUAUGAAGGUCCCAAGUUUGGACCAAUUACUCGCGGAUCGCAAGAAUAUGCUCCAGGCCGCCACCCUCGACACCUCAGAAAGCGAAGCGCCCAGUCUCAUGAUGAGUAGUCCAACACCACAACCGGCGCAUCUUGACGUGCCGCCCACUUCAUCAAGAGGCCACAGUCGAAACUCAAGUCGUUCAUCAAUAGCGCGCGGCAGGGCCAGUACCAACGAUAAGGCAACAACUGGCGGAGCGGCUUCGGCCCCGUCCUCGGCUGCAGCCUCACGUGGAGCUUCAAGGGCGGCCUCCCGUCCACCCACUUCACAGAACAUCACCAAUGUCGAACAAACACCACAACAACAAUCAACGCCCUCAUCACCACCCGCGAACCAAUCUAUCUUCAAGCCUCCACCACCAGAGACGCCCUCCACGACAGACGUGCUGAUGCAAACCCUCCAUUUCGAUGACCACGUGCCUGGUUCGCAAAAAGGCAACGAAGGCAACAAGCGGACCGCCAGCCUAAACCAUGUUCUCACAAAUGUCGUCGUCCUGCAAGAGUUUAUCCUGGAACUCGUUGCCGUGCUGCAGGUCCGCGCGGCGAUCUUGGGGGAGGGCGAAGUGCGAACUACGAGUCAUGUCGUGUGA